AAAUCUUCCCUCCUGUGCUCAUUUCAGCUGUAGACUUCUACCUCUCAUGUUAGUCAGUGCAAAAAGCAUGACUGUGUGUGUGUGUGACUGGGAGACUUUGUUCCUGAAGUCUGUAUUCAGCACUGCAGCAGAAUAGAACUGCAGCGUAAGAUCCACCCAACGUGCUAGUCCUCCCUAUGUGGUGGCCCGUUCAGCACUAAGACGCGGACAGCUCCAGUACAGCUGAGGUGCGGUUAGGAGGAGAUGCAUACUUCACAUUCGGUGUAAUAUAUCAUAGAGGCACAUAAUCCAUCAAAUAAAGGUUUGUGCUUCCAGUUGUAGAGUAGUUAGUAAUUGGACACAAUGGAAGAUAACUACAGAGAUAGGACUUCACUAGCGAGAGGUGCAAAGGAUAUAGCUAAGGAAGCAAAGAGACACACCACCAAAGCCUCAAAGAGAGUAAGGGAAGUUGAACAUGAUGGAUAUGUUCACAGGACCCAAGACCAGUUCCAAGAUGAAGAGGAGUACUACACACGUGGCAACUACAAUGAAGAAGUUAACGAGGAUGAAGGGUCUAGUGAAGCCACAGAAGGACAUGAUGAAGAUGAUGAGGUCUAUGAUGGGGAAUAUCAAGGAAUACCCAGUCAAGGAAAAGAUGGCAUGAUUGCUGUAGGUCAACCAAUUUCUGAUGAGUACAAGGCUCGGCGUGAGCUAGAAAGCGAAAGGAAAGCUGAUGAAGAAGAGCUAGCACAGCAGUAUGAACUAAUUAUCCAAGAAUGUGGACAUGGCCGCUUUCAGUGGACUCUCUUCUUUGUGCUUGGCAUGGCUUUAAUGGCUGAUGGAGUUGAAGUGUUCGUGGUUGGAUUUGUGUUGCCAAGUGCAGAGACUGAUAUGUGCAUUCCUGAUUCAGGCUCUGGGUGGCUUGGCAGUUUUGUGUAUCUGGGAAUGAUGAUAGGAGCGUUCUUCUGGGGAGGACUAGCUGACAAAGUUGGGAGGAAGCAAUCUCUCCUGAUCUGCAUGUCUGUUAAUGGAUUUUUCGCCUUCCUUUCCUCAUUUGUCCAGGGAUAUGGACUAUUUCUAGUCUGUCGAUUACUUUCUGGAUUUGGGAUCGGGGGAGCACUUCCAACGGCAUUUUCUUAUUUUUCGGAAGUCCUUGCAAGAGAGAAACGAGGCGAGCACCUGAGCUGGUUGUGUAUGUUUUGGAUGAUCGGGGGAAUAUACGCUUCAGCGAUGGCUUGGGCCAUAAUUCCACAUUACGGAUGGAGCUUCAGCAUGGGAUCAGCCUAUCAAUUCCACAGCUGGAGAGUCUUUGUCAUUGUGUGCGCGCUGCCCUGUGUUUCUGCUGUUGUGGCUCUAACCUUUAUGCCAGAAAGUCCACGCUUUUUGUUAGAGAUUGGAAAACAUGAUGAAGCCUGGAUGAUCUUAAAACAAAUCCAUGACACAAAUAUGAGGGCUCGUGGACAACCAGAGAAAGUCUUCACAGUGCAAAGAAUCAAGACUCCAAAACAAAUAGAUGAGCUCAUUGAAAUUGAGACAGACACAGGGACGUGGUAUAAGAGAUCCUUUGUGAGGAUCCGCACAGAACUGUAUGGUAUAUGGUUAACGUUCAUGAGAUGCUUUGAUUACCCAGUGAAAGAGAACACAAUCAAACUGACAAUAGUGUGGCUCUCGCUGUCAUUCGGCUACUACGGUUUAUCGGUUUGGUUCUCUGAUGUCAUUAAACACCUCCAAGCAGAUGAAUAUGCCUUGAGAGCGAAAUAUUUUCAUGGAGAAAACAUUUCAAACUACAAUUUCAACUUUACUCUGGAAAAUCAGAUCCAUAGAAAUGGAGAGUUCAUCAAUGACAAGUUCACAGCAAUGAAGUUUAAGUCUGUAGUCUUUCAAGACUCCUUGUUUGUAAAUUGUUAUUUUGAGGAUGUCACAUCACUGAACACGUACUUUAGAAAUUGCACUUUCUUAAAUACAUAUUUUGUAAACACAGAUUUUGAAAACUACAAGUUCAUAGACACUGAUACCAAAAACUGCUCGUUUGACAAUCCAAAGGUGGGAUGUCAGAUCACCUUUGAUGAUGACUACAGUGCCUAUUGGAUCUAUUUUGUGAAUUUCCUGGGUACUCUGGCCGUCCUUCCAGGCAACAUUGUCUCAGCCCUUUUAAUGGACAAGAUUGGCAGGUUAACAAUGCUGGGAGGAUCCAUGGUCCUUUCCGGCAUCAGCUGCUUCCUCCUGUGGUUUGGUACCAGUGAGUCUAUGAUGGUCGGGAUGCUGUGUGUAUACAACGGUCUUACCAUUUCUGCUUGGAACUCUCUUGAUGUGGUCACCGUGGAGCUGUACCCGACAGACAAGAGGUCCACGGGUUUUGGCUAUUUGAAUGCACUGUGUAAAGCGGCAGCAGUACUUGGAAACUUGAUAUUUGGUUCACUUGUCGGAAUCACCAAAGCCAUACCUAUUCUUCUGGCCUCAGCUGUGCUUGUAUGUGGAGGUCUGGUGGGACUGCGACUGCCAGACACAAGAAACCAGGUGUUGAUGUAAACGGAAACAAAAGCCAUCACCAAUGUUUUUCUGUAUUCUUUUCUAACAGUCCACUGUAUAAAACAACUGGAUAAAAUACUCAGAAUUUAACUGACCCAAAACAUCAUGUUAUUAUAAUGUUCUUGUCUUUGUUGUGCAGUGUAGUUAGAACUAAAGUUGUCCAAUGUUUUUUUUUUUUUCAUUUAGCUUUUUCCAUAAGCUGUACUGUAUAUUGUUCAAUGUUCUUUAUUUGUUUUUUUUAUUUUUAUAUUUAUUUUUUAUCAAGGACCACCUCAGUGUUUCCAUAUUUAUAUGCACUCAGACUACAGGCACUUAUAGUGAGCAACUUAUAAGACUGGAUGGAUAUUAAAAGUCACCAAAGUUCA
Pseudophryne corroboree (corroboree frog) is the source of this 2873-nucleotide messenger RNA. RefSeq names its product synaptic vesicle glycoprotein 2C (gene SV2C). The transcript is spliced from 13 exons. Gene Ontology annotation, molecular function: transmembrane transporter activity. The record is from RefSeq and is a predicted model, not a curated record. The coding region runs from base 343 to 2508 and encodes 721 amino acids. NCBI's taxonomy places the organism in Eukaryota, Metazoa, Chordata, Amphibia, Anura, Myobatrachidae. Gene Ontology annotation, biological process: transmembrane transport; chemical synaptic transmission. Gene Ontology annotation, cellular component: synaptic vesicle membrane.